Molecule: messenger RNA, 915 nt
Organism: Danaus chrysippus (African queen)
Lineage: Eukaryota; Metazoa; Arthropoda; Insecta; Lepidoptera; Nymphalidae
Source: the annotation of a GenBank genome assembly
AUGUCGGGAGGUUUAGACAUACUAGCCCUCAACGAGGAAGAUGUAACCAAAAUGUUGGCAGCGACAACCCAUUUGGGGUCCGAGAAUGUCCACUUCCAGAUGGAGACCUACGUGUACAAGCGUCGUGCUGACGGCACCCACGUCAUCAACCUUCGCCGUACAUGGGAGAAGCUAGUGCUGGCCGCACGUGCGGUGGUUGCUAUUGAGAAUCCCGCGGAUAUCUUCGUGAUUUCAUCCCGUCCUUUCGGUCAACGUGCUGUGCUUAAAUUCGCAGCUCACACCGGAGCUACACCUAUCGCUGGACGUUUCACGCCCGGUGCCUUCACUAACCAGAUCCAAGCCGCUUUCCGUGAGCCUCGUCUCUUGAUUGUCCUGGACCCAGCUCAAGAUCAUCAACCAAUUACUGAAGCUUCAUAUGUGAACAUUCCAGUCAUUGCAUUCUGCAACACUGACUCCCCACUCAGAUUCGUUGAUAUCGCCAUCCCUUGCAACACUAAGUCAUCCCAUUCUAUUGGUUUGAUGUGGUGGCUGUUGGCUCGUGAGGUUCUACGUCUGCGCGGUGUGCUCGCUCGUGACCAGAAGUGGGAUGUUGUUGUGGAUCUGUUCUUCUACAGAGACCCUGAGGAGAGCGAGAAGGAGGAACAACAGGCUAAGGAACAGGCUGUCGUAGCAGCUAAGGCUGAGGAGGCAGUGCUUCCUGUUGAGUAUGUUGAGCCAGUUGAGGCUCCGACUGUAUGGGCUGAUGAUACACCCGGAGCACCGGCUGCUACUGUGGCCUUCACCGCCACACCACCCAAGGAAGACUGGGCUGCUCAGGUCCAAGAGGAAUGGCCCAACGCGCCCACAGCCCCCGCCCCGGCAGCCCCCGCCGCUCCAUCAUGGGGUGGCUCCACUCAAGGAUGGAACCCAGCCUAA